ACACUGUAUAACGCACACCAUGAGCACACAUGCUUUAGUGUGGACCACGGUUAUCUACUCAGGUUAGGAAUCGGCGUAUGCUUAUUCAUUGCGAGCCACGGCCCCGUGGCGUGACUGCGAGUUAACAGCGCUAGUAGUCGUGGUACCAUCAAUAUUCAGUAAUCCGUAUUUACAUUGUUCGUUAGCGUGCGUAUAUCCAAAAUUAAAAAACGUUUUGUUCGCGAUUUACUAUUUUUCUGUGAAACUGUGAAAGACGUAAUCCAAAAUUUAAUAGUGUAAAACUAUAUAAAAGUAGGUAUUGUUACAAACUAACUGUUUUAAAUAAAAAAUACUGAAUAGUUAUAACUUAUAAGGCAUGGGCCGGUGCUGUGUAGUUGGGUGCACGUCGGGGUAUAAAAGUAAUCCAGAAAAGGUGUCAAGAUUUGCUGCACCUCGUGAUCCAGAGUUAAGAAAAAAAUGGUCAAAUGCUAUACCAAGAUUAAAUUAUACUGUUAAUGACAGGUCAUAUGUGUGUGAAAAACAUUUUGCUCCAGAAGAAAUUAUUAGAUAUUGGGAAUCAGGUACUGAAUCAACAUUACUUGUCAAGGUUCCAUACAAGAUUCCUAAACUACAACAAAAUGCUGUUUCAUCAAUUUUCCCUGGACCUGCAUACCUCACCAAAAACAUUAAAAAACGGAAACCACCAACUGAGCGACAAAAUGUAAUACAUAAUAAGAAAAGUAAAGAUGAUGAUAUUGGUAAUAUUAACAGAAUUGACGACCCUGUCAUUAAUACAAAUUUAUAUAAUUUAAUAAAAUGUUCAGCUUCCGAGGGAACAUUAAAGUUAUACUGUUCUUGGACUGAUGCCACUAUACAAAAGUUGAAUAGUACAGUUUCAAUUUAUAGUUUUGUAUCUUUCUGCCACACUGAUACAAUACCUAUCAUUGAGAAGUCUGUUACUGUCUCAACCAAUGGUGAUAUUACUUUUGGAGUACUGGGUAAAAAAAUUGAAGCAGAACAACUCAAUAUUAUCCCAGCUAAAAAUCUAGAAGAUUUUGCUAAUAAUUUAAAACAAUUUGAAAAAAUGUAUGUUUGUCAUGGAGGACCACUAGUAAAUCGGUUUUCAAGAGUAACUACUACAACAUGUGUUGCUAAUUCUGUUGGAAGGUUACAGCAUAUUAAUUGUUGUCUUGUUAUGAAGGAAAAAGCAACAUGUUGUGUCAGAUGUCGACGACUUGUAAAUGUAUUGACAAUGCGUGAGAUAAGAAAAAAUGCUGGUGCUCAAGAGCACUUACUCUUAUCACCUUCCAAACGAAAACUAUUUAAUAAAAUACAAAAUGAAAAGAAAUGUCUUAAGAAGAAAGUUGUACGUGCUAAAGAAAAAAUCAAUGAACUUAAUUCAGAACUAAGUAAAGUUAAAAAAAAUAUGGCAACAUUUUGUGACAAAAAGAUUGAAGAACAAUUAAAUAAUAUGAGUGGUAUUAAUGAGUCACAAAAAACAUUAAUUAAAGAAUGUUUUGCAGCCAGCAAAACUAAAAAUACCAAGAGUCGGAGAUAUAGUGAAAAUUGGCUAAUGCUUUGUCUAUUAUUUAAUAUUAGAUCACCCGGGGCUUAUAAAUAUUUACGCGAUA
Myzus persicae (green peach aphid) is the source of this 1610-nucleotide messenger RNA. RefSeq lists its product as uncharacterized. Gene Ontology annotation, molecular function: sequence-specific DNA binding. The record is from RefSeq and is a predicted model, not a curated record. The annotation marks the transcript as partial. The transcript is spliced from 2 exons. NCBI's taxonomy places the organism in Eukaryota, Metazoa, Arthropoda, Insecta, Hemiptera, Aphididae.